Molecule: messenger RNA, 1088 nt
Organism: Momordica charantia (bitter melon)
Lineage: Eukaryota; Viridiplantae; Streptophyta; Magnoliopsida; Cucurbitales; Cucurbitaceae
Product: TRAF-type zinc finger-like protein
Cellular component (GO): mitochondrion
Source: RefSeq, a predicted model, not a curated record
GUGGGUCGCAUUCGUUCGUGAAAGUCAUUCACUUUGAUUAAUUGUAGUUGAAUCGAAGUCGGUCGGUCGGUCUUCGUCCUCGAAUCGGUAUCGAUCCACGGCUAGAAUUUCUAGCGCUUCAAUUCUCGUUUCCCUAAUUUUCACAUCAUCGGACCUUCAACGACGAUCGUUUAUUUUCUGCCCCUUCGUCCCGAUGGCAAUUGCAUCCGAAGAGACCACAAGCAUAUGCAAUCACUGCGGCAGAGCCAUUCCGUCGUCAAAUAUUGAUCUGCAUUCUGUUCAUUGCGUGCGGAACCUAGAAAAAUGUAAAAUAUGUGGCGAUAUGGUUCCUAAAAGACAGGCGGAGGAGCAUUUUCUGAACACACAUGCUCCGGUUUCCUGUUCGCUGUGUAGUGAGACCAUGGAAAGGGACAUUUUAGCCACUCAUAAAGGUGAAAAUUGCCCCCAAAGGAUUGUCACUUGUGAGUUCUGUGAGUUCCCAUUGCCAGCAAUAGAUUUGGCUGAGCAUCAGGAAGUAUGUGGUAACCGGACUGAACUUUGUCAUCUGUGUCGGCGAUAUAUAAGACUACGAGAAAGAUAUAGCCAUGACAAUAAUUGCAAGGGUGUUGCUGCAGCAGAUAACAUUGCAGAAUCUUCCAGGGAUGUGGGGGUGGCACCAGAAAGAGAGCGCCGAGAUCACGGCGCUCGAAGAAGACAGCCGCAGGAGUUUUCUACCCGACGUCUUAUAUUCACCAUUGCAAUUACAGGCAUUGCCGUCCUAUUAGGAUCCCUAUUUUUCCAGAGAAAGGCCGGGAACGACGUCGUACACUGAUUUGCUGGUGAGCUUACCACAGAUCCUUCAUAGUGGAGAAUGUUCUCCAUGUAAAAAAAAAAGUUUCUUGUUUAAAACGUAAUAACUUCCAUUUUUCUGUACCGAGAAUAUUAGAUAACUGCUGUUUUAGCUUAUAUUAUCAAACUCAUGGGGGCUCGGCCUGAUGCUCUCUACUCCUUUGUUCUUGGGGGUUUCACUUGGCCGUAAGUGUAUUAAUCUUGGUUGGAAGUACAUCUCGAUUUAUUCUACCAAUAUAAGAUUUUUUUAGUGCAACAAA